AUGUACGACCCAGUAGAUUCAUCCGGAAUGCCCCUUCGAAUAGCUGACUCAGUGCCGCGCUUUGCAGGCGAUUAUACUCAACUCGUCAACUUCCUGGAGUCAGUAGAACAACUCACGCAACCGCUUGGUUUAACGGACAAGGAGAUCAUCAAGUAUGCACUGAAGUAUACAGCGCCUAAACAAAGGCAGCUUCUCUCAUACUACGAAGGUGACAACUAUGUAGAAUUCGCUGAUCAUGUCUUGUAUUUCUAUCUAGAAUGUGGUGUUGACCACUAUACGCGCCCUAUCUUUGAAAAACCAGCCACCAUCGAAGCGCCCAUUGCAAGCGCACCUCCGCAACCGGAAUGCACUCAAGACCAACCAGCAGUCGAAGUCAUUGCACCCAUACCUGAAGUAUGCAAUGCCGCCCCCACCCCAGUAGUCCCAGAAGUGCCCCUUGAUAUCACCACCCCGCCAUCAGUCCAACUCGAAGCGCGCAUCAUAAGCACUCCUCAAGAACCCAUAUCUGCACCAGAGUAUCCACUAGCCAAAGAUAUUCCGCCCAAGCUCGAAGUAUGCGAGCCUAUCACCAUCCCAAUCCUCCCAGAAGCGCCUCUGGAGGAGAUUAUACUGCCGUCAGUCAGCGAUGACUUUAAACAUCUAUUGCACUUUAGCGCGCCAAUUCCGGAGCCUUCUGAAGUAUCAGAGGUUCAAUAUGCGCUGCUAUCCGACCAGGUUAUGUCCCUGGAAACUCCGUCUGUCGCUGAUGCAUCUGCACUCGUCGCGCUUUCUGUGUGCAGUGACCAUUAUCAUCCGCAGGUGCAAUAUCCGUGCACCAUACCGCCACCAGUCAGCGAUGACUUAAAACAUCUAUCCGAAGUCAGUGAUGACUUUAAACAUCUAUCCGUAGUCAGGGAUGACUUUAAACAUCUAUUGCACAUUAGCGUGCCUAUUCCAGAGUCUUCUGUAGUAUCAGAGGCUCAUAAUGCGCUGCUAUCCGACCAGGUUAAAUCUCUGGUAACGCCGUCCAUUGCUAUCCAUUCCGCACUUGUCGCACUUUCCGCGCACAGUGACCAUUAUCUGCAGGUGCAAUAUCCGUGCACCAUACCGCCGACAGUCAGUGAUGACUCUAAAUAUCUAUCAUCAGUCAGGGAUGACUCUAAACAUCUAUCACAUCCUAACGCGCCCAUUCCGGAGUCUUCUGUAGCAUCAGAGGUUCGAAACGCGCCGCUAUCUGACCAGGUUAAGUCUCUGGUAACCCUGUCCAUUGCUAUCCAUUCCGCACUCGUCGCACUUUCCGCACGCAGUGACUAUCAUCCGCAGGUGCAACAUCCAUGCACCAUAUCGCCGUCAGUCAGUGAUGACUUUAAACAUCUAUCGUCAGUCAGGGAUGACUUUAAACAUCCAUUGCAUCUUAACACGCCGCUUUCCGACCAGAGUAUAUCUCUGGUAACCCCAUCCAUCACUGACCAUUCCGCGCUUUCCACCUACAGUGAAUACCGAUUGCCGGUGAAACAUCCGUGCAUCGCAUCGCUCAUCCACCAAUUAGAGCAUGUCUCAGAUGACUCUGAUGCGCCUCCAGUGCGCCGCCAUACGCCUGAGGUCGCACAGGUCAUGCACCUAGAGGCAUUGUAUAUUCAUCCUCGUUCUAUAUCGCAUUUCUCAUUCAUUUCGUGUUUAAAGCUUUCAAGGAUCCAGAUGCCAGUCGCCAUUAUUUCGCCUUCAUAUCCGCAACAUUUUAUUGUUGAUUCAUCCUUCACACGCCGCAUUCGCGCACCACGCGCUUUAUUUCCUGCGCUAUAUGCGACCAUCAUUGCAGAAGAGUCUUCCUGCUAUCGCAUUUUUACCGUUUCAUCAGUUUUUAGCCAUGUUUCUCUUGUCCAGAACCAGUCUCAUUUUAAUUCGCCGUCCAUGCGCAGCUUAUGCGCUCGUCUUGCAUAUAUUUACACGCCUUCAGCACUUAUCAUUGUCUUUAACUUCGCAUCUUUCACCUUUAUCCGCAUUUCCCCCUCUUCCAUCUAUCAUGUCAAUAUCAUCCUUGAAUGCCCUAUCAAGGGCUAUCCGUUUAUGUCUUGGCGCCAAUUGGCCAUUGACCUAGAGUCUAUCAGAUGCAGUCGCACAUUAUCCGCGCCUAAUAACGCUUAUCAUUCGUCUCAUUGGGACUUGGUUUGGACAUGGAUUGGAUCGCUUUCGGACCGCCUAGCAUCGCCUUAUACCCCCGCAGACAUAUUGGACAUGGACAUCAUCGCACAAUCAUCCCCUCGUGUUUCCUCGCACAUUCGCACUUCGCGCAUUUUCACGCGCCUAACGCAACACAUCCACACCAUCCUCGCACUAUCAGUCACCUCAAUAGCCGAGCACCCCCUGCACGACCGCCAUCAUCAUAGUUCCGAGUUCAUAUCACGAUUCCCAUACAAGAGUCAUUUCGCGCAACCCACCAUAUGUGACGCAUUCUCGCGCUUCAGUCACACAUUCCCACGCUCGCGCACAUUGCACAUUAGCCACGCCUCUUCGCACUUAGUCACACUAUCAUCCGAGCACACGCACAUCAUGCCUGCCGAUCAUCAUGCACCCAUAUCACCGACUUCACUCGAGAUCCUCACCAGACGUGCUCUGAGUGGGGACACUCAGUAUUCAAAGUCCCCGGGAGAUGUAGAGACUCGCGUUUCUGCAGGCUCAUAUGGGCUCAUUUUACAAAUUCUGACAACUGGCCUUCAUGGCACAACUUGCACCAUCAUCCACUAUGACUUCCCUAUAGAGCGCACCACUUCCCACGAAAUGCGCCAUAGGCGCAACACUUUCCCGCACAACGCGCAGUAUUCCCACAUGCGCACCUUGCGCGCUUUCUCGCGCUUAAGUGCCCUGCGUCGUGCAUCAUCCAGGAGCAUCCAUCCAUCGUCCAACCAGUCCCUUGGUAUGUCCCUUUUUGUUAUCUGA
Molecule: messenger RNA, 2916 nt
Organism: Suillus subalutaceus
Lineage: Eukaryota; Fungi; Basidiomycota; Agaricomycetes; Boletales; Suillaceae
Exons: 2
Coding region: 1-2916 (971 amino acids)
Source: RefSeq, a predicted model, not a curated record